AAAAAAGUACCGUUCUAAAGGAAAAGAGCUGACUAGAAUCUGCUUACUCUAGCUGCCAAACAACAUGGCUGCGUCCUUCACAAAAUUGCCACUACACACUUCCAUUACUGAGCAUCACUUUCCAAAUCUGGGCAUUCCUAAACUUUAUCAAUCAUCUUCAACAAACCCAAAUUCAUCCCCUCAACAGCCACCUCGAUUUUCACGCCACCUAAAAAUCAAAGCAAUUACAAAACCAAUCGCCAUGGAACCCGAGAAAGUUGAAGCUUCAGCUGAUAAUUCUGGACCCAUGAAGCUCUUGUUUGUGGAGAUGGGUGUUGGUUAUGAUCAACACGGGCAAAAUAUUACAGCUGCGGCUAUGAGGGCUUGCAAAGAUGCCAUUUCUUCCAAUUCUAUCCCUGCAUUUCGUAGAGGGUCCAUACCAGGUGUUUCAUUUGGCGAAAUGAAACUUCAAAUCAAAUUAGGAGUUCCACAUUCUCUCCAGUCAUCCUUGGAUAUUGAAAGGGUCAAGUCCGUCUUUCCUUAUGGAGAGAUUUUAAAUGUUGAAGUUGUGGAUGGUGGAUUAAUAUGCUCAAGCGGUGUAUAUGUUGAGGAAAUGGGAGAUAAGAAUGAAGACUGUUACAUAGUCAACGCUGCCGUUUACGUUGGCUAUUAGUUUCCCAUAUCCCAUUAAUCCUUGUUCUCUCUUCUGUGCUUUUUGAGUGGAGAGAUUCUAAAUGUUGAAGUUGUGGAUGGUGGAUUGAUAUGCUCAAACAGUGUAUAUGUUGAGGAAAUGGGAGAUAAGAAUGAAGACUGUUACAUAGUCAAUGCUGCCGUUUAUGUUGGGUACUAGUUUCUCAUUAAAACUUGUUCUCUCUUCAGCGCUUUCUGAGGUUAGUAUUUAGUUCUUAAUUAUCAUCUAAGCUGGCUAAUUUUUUUUUCCAGAAAACUUUCAAAGUCGGCGACUUUGGAGAAUUUUCACUUUCAAUGAAUAGCACUUUAUAGUAUGUUCUGUGAACUUAUCUCUUAUUUUCCUAAUAUACAUUUCUUUCGAUUUGCUAUA
Mercurialis annua (annual mercury) is the source of this 1039-nucleotide messenger RNA. RefSeq lists its product as uncharacterized. Lineage: Eukaryota; Viridiplantae; Streptophyta; Magnoliopsida; Malpighiales; Euphorbiaceae. The record is from RefSeq and is a predicted model, not a curated record. Bases 65 to 652 code for a protein of 195 amino acids. The transcript has 5 exons.